AUGGACAUGGCGGAUACCAUUCUCUGUUGCCUGGUGACCUACCUGGAAGAGUUGGAGUGUGGGGAGCUGAGCAAGUUCAAGAUGUACCUGGGCCUGGAGGCUGAGAGGGAGGGUGAGGAGAGGGUGCCCCGGGGCCGAAUGGAGAAGGCAGGACCCCUGGACCUGGCCAAGAUCCUGGUGGCCCAAUGGGGCCCUGCCGAGGCCUGGGAACUGGCCCUUCGCGUCUUCAACCGCAUCAACAGGAAGGACCUGUGGGAGCGAGGAUGCCAAGAGCCUCUGGUGAGGGAUGCCCCACGCUCCUUGGAGCUCAUUGCCUUGGACUCCUGCAGGCGAGUGUCUGGAAGCUUGGCCGGGGCCUGUCCGGGAGCCCCAAGCAAAGAUCCCCAGGAAACAUACCGCGAACACGUCCGGCGCAAAUACCGCUUCAUCGAGGACAGGAACGCCCGCCUGGGAGAGCUUGUGAACCUCAGCCAGAGAUACACGCGGCUGCUCCUGGUGAAGGAACACGCCACCCUGAUCAGAGCCCAGCGCGAGCUCCUGGCCUUGGGGCGGCAGCAUGCUCUGUGCCUGGACCAGCGGGCCAGCCCCAUCCACAUAGAGACCUUAUUCGAGCCCGAUGAGGAGAGGCCGGAGGCGCCCCACUCCGUGGUCCUGCAGGGGGCCGCCGGGAUCGGGAAGUCCAUCCUGGCCCAGAAGGUCAUGCUGGACUGGGCCGAGGGGCACCUGUACUCGGACCGCUUCGACUACCUCUUCUACGUGAACUGCCGCGAGAUGAACCAGGUGCGGGAGAGGAGCCUGGAAGACCUGAUUUCCUUGUGCUGGCCGGAGAGGAACGUGCCCAUUUCUGAGAUCGUCCGAGUCCCGGAAAGGCUCCUCUUCAUCAUCGACGGCUUCGACGAGCUGCAGCCUUUCUUUCACGAGCCCACGGACUGCUGCUGCCUGCGGCAGGGCGAGAGGAGGCCGGUGGAGGCCCUCCUGAGCUGUCUGCUCACCAGGAAGCUGCUUCCCGAGCGGUCGGUGCUGAUCACCACGAGGCCCACCACGCUGGAGACCCUGCGCCACCUGCUGGAGCACCCCCGGCACGUGGAGAUCCUGGGCUUCUCCGAGGCUCAGCGCCAGGAGUACUUCUACAAGUUCUUCGGGAACGAGGAGCAGGCGCGGCAGGGCUUGGCUGUGGUGCGCGACAACGAGCCUCUCUUCACCCUGUGCUUCGUGCCGAUGAUGUGCUGGAUCGUGUGCACCUGCCUCAAGCAGCAGCUGGACGUGGGCCGGCCCUUCCCGCACACCUCCAAGACCACCACGGCCGUCUACAUGUUCUAUCUGCUGAGCCUGCUGCAGCCCAAGGCGGGGGGCUCCCGGGCCCAGCCGCCCCCCAGCCUCAGGGGCCUCUGUUCCCUGGCGGCCGCCGGCCUCUGGCGCCAGCGGAUCCUCUUCGACGAAGACGAGCUGCGCAGGCACGGCCUGGAGGCGGCCCACGUGUCGGCCUUCCUCAACAUGAACGUCUUCCACAAAGACAUCCAGCGCGAGAGAUACUACAGCUUCAUCCACCUGAGCUUCCAGGAGUUCUUCGCCGCCAUGUUCUACGCCCUGGAGGGGGAGCUCGGGGCCUCUCCGGCCGGCCUCACCGGGCUCCUGGACCACUACGCCAAGUGUGAGAGGAGCUCCCUGGCGCUCGCCGUGCGCUUCCUCUUCGGGCUCCUCAACGAGGAGACGCGCGGCUACCUGGACCGGCGGCUCGGGUGGAGGAUCUCUCCGAGGACCAAGAGGGACCUGCUGCGAUGGAUCCGGGCCAAGGCCAGGAGCGAAGGCUCCACCCUGCAGCGGGGCGCCCUGGAGCUCUUCACGUGCCUCUACGAGAUUCAGGAGGAGGACUUCAUCCAGAGGGCGCUGGACUACUUCCAGGUGGUCGUGGUCAGCGAGAUGGCCACCAAGAUGGAGCACGUGGCCUCCUCUUUCUGCGUGAGGAACUGCUGGAGCGCCCUCGUGGUGCACCUGUGCAGCGCCCCGUUCAGUGCCGACGGGGAGCAAGAGCCAGAGGGAGCGGAGGGACCCCAGAACCAGCCUCUGAAGCCGUCGGAGAAGAACAUCCUGCCGGAGACCUACUGUGAGCAUCUCGCUGCUGCCCUCAGCACCAACCGCAACCUCGUAGAGCUGGUCCUGUACCGCAAUGCCCUGGGCGACCGCGGAGUGAGGCUGCUGUGCCAGGGGCUCCGACAUCCCAACUGCCAGCUCCAGAACCUGCGGCUGAAGCGGUGCCGGAUCUCGGCCGCGGCCUGCCAGGAUAUCGCGGCCGCCCUCGUGACCAAUCCGAACCUGAUCCGGCUGGACCUGAGCAGGAACGUCCUGGGAGCGGCGGGCGUGCGGCUGCUGGCCGGGGGGCUCCUCCACCCCAGGUGCCGCCUCCAGAUGCUGCAGUUGAGGCGCUGUCACGUGGAUGGAGAAGCUUGCCAGGAGCUCUCCAAGGUUCUGAGCACCAGCCAGCACUUAGCGGAGCUGGAUCUGACCGGCAACGCGCUGGGGGAGUCGGGGCUGCAGCUCCUGUGUCCUGGGCUCGGCCACUCUGCCUGUAAGCUGCAGACGCUGUGGUUAAAGAUCUGCCAUCUGACACCCGCUGCCUGUCAGAACCUGUCCUCCGUCCUCAGCACCAACCAGAGCCUGACUGAGCUGGACCUCAGUUUAAACGACCUGGGAGAUGCGGGGGUGACGUCCCUCUGUGAGGGAUUGUGCCAUUCUAAGAGCCAACUGCACACGCUGCGGUUGGGCAUCUGCCGCCUUACCUUUGUCUCCUGUGAGGCUUUGUCCACCACCCUCCAGUCCAACGUUCACCUCAAGGCCCUGGAUGUGAGUUUCAACGACCUCGAAGACAUGGGGGUGCAUCUGCUCUGUGAGGGUCUGCAGCACCCCACCUGUAAGCUGCAAAAGCUGUGGCUGGACAGCUGCUGCCUGUCGGGGGCCGCCUGCAGGGACCUCGCCUCUGCCCUGGGCGCCAACCAGACCUUGCGGGAGCUGUACCUCACCAACAACGCUCUGGGGGACGCAGGGGUGCAACUUCUGUGCCAGAGGCUGAGCCAGGCCAGCUGCAGGCUGCGGACGCUGUGGUUGUUUGGGACAGAACUGACCGACGGCACCCAGCAGGCCCUGGCCGCCCUCCGAGGGUCUAAGCCGCACCUCGACAUCGGCUCCUGAGGGGCUCUGGCCAGGGAUGGCGCCAGCGCCCCACACGAGGGAAGUCAGGGCCCGACUCUGAUAGCACCGGACCCCAUCGCACAGCCCGGGCUCCCCAAAUUUUCUCUCCUUUGAUCAGGAAACACUGGAUGAGCCCCCCUUGCAGGCACUGCCACUCCCGAGAGUCCCGUCGUGGGUCCGAUGGCGGACAAGAUGGGCUUGGAGAUCACUGCGAAUCCGAAGGGUUUCGAAGGAGGCGGCGUCCCCCGAGCCCCCUUCUGGCCUGGAGAGUCUGUCCCAAAGAGACUGGACCGGAGGAUCUCCGACGUUCCAGCUCUGAGCCUCCAGGGGUGAACCUGCCCUCAACGACCCUCCUUCCGGUUUGGAGGCCACAUUCCGGCCCAGGCACAGCUCUCCGCAUCAGGAAGUCCCGCCGGGGUCCGGGGCAGAGUCGCCUUCCUGAAUCCGCCUAGCCUGGGAUGUCUGCCAUCAGCAGGAAAUGUCUGCGAUUCCAGCCACAGCCUCACACUGUGAGGGCCAGAAGGGCCUCGGAGUUCCUGUAAGGCCUGGCUGGACAGAGAUCCAAGGCCCAAAGAGAAGAGGGAGAGAGGACCUUUGGGGGCCUCCGUCCAGCCCUCUCUUCUUAAGGAGGGAGAAGCCCAGGAGUCACGUAAGUGGCGCAGGAAUGGAAGCCGCGUCUGCGGCUCCACUUGGCCUCCCACAUCAAUACUUAGUGAGCUUCCAGGGCUGGCGUCACCAUUGUCGGCCUAACUAGGAAGAACUCUACCCGCUCUCUCAUCUCAGCCUCAAGGCACCAUGGGAACCCGGGGCAGCCCUGAGGGAAUUCAGAGCUUGGAACAGAGCGGAGAAUCCGGCCACGGACCCCAGUGCACCCCACGAACAGCAGGAGAGGAAACGGGACCGGCGCGGCGCCCUGGGGAAGAGACGAGGUUCACACCUGGUAGGCAGAGAGUGGGGGCAAGCCCGGGGCAGCCAGGCUUCCGGCACCGAGAGGUCGCAGCCUUUACAGCUCUGGUCCUCAGGCCCCCACCAUCCAGCAGGGCCGCUAAUGGGCCCCGGGCUCUAGACAAGGCCAAAGCGGUCCCCCGUUCCGGGCCGUCUCCUCUGCCUUCUAACCGAAGCCUCGCACCUUCACACCUCCAGUCCUCCACUUUCCAUCUUGUCCUGGAGCGCCAAGUCUAUGGACGGUUCAGACGAGGCCUCAGCCAGGGUUGAACUGUCCCCCUCCUACUGUCAAAGGAGCCAGGUUACAGCCUCGGGGCCCCUCCACUGCUCCCCAUCCCCACAUCCUUGAUGGAUCCCUUCUCACCCCCUGCACCCGGCUGGGGGAGGAGGCGUCUGUCGGCCCCGUCUCUCCCGACUCCGUCCAGUACCGUUCAGCUGCCAAAGUGAUGAUCUCAGAGCUCCGCCUGAUCAUGUCAUUCUCCUACGCAGGCAACUUCAGUGGUUCCCUAUUGCCUCCACGAUCAAAUACAAAGUCCUCUGCUUUGACAUUCGUCGUCACUGUUUGGCCAUCUCAGUGGAGUCCGACUCUUUGUGAUCCCUUCUUUUUUGGGGGGGAUUUUCUUGGCGAAGAUACCGCAGUGGUUAGCCAUUUCCUUCUCCAGAUGAGGAAACUGAGGCAAAUAGGAUAAAGUGACUUGUCCAGGGUCACACAGCUAGGAAGUGUCUGAGGCUGGGUUGGAGCCAGAGCUCUAUCCUCUGUGCCCCUAGCUGCCCCAUUAAAUACUGUCCUUAAAAGCAU
Messenger RNA from Monodelphis domestica (gray short-tailed opossum), 4930 nucleotides. Its product is annotated as NACHT, LRR and PYD domains-containing protein 12. Gene Ontology annotation, biological process: regulation of inflammatory response. Gene Ontology annotation, cellular component: cytoplasm. Lineage: Eukaryota; Metazoa; Chordata; Mammalia; Didelphimorphia; Didelphidae. The record is from RefSeq and is a predicted model, not a curated record. Gene Ontology annotation, molecular function: protein binding.